CGCAGCCUCCCGCGGCCUCCCCGCCCGGCGCAGCCUCCCGCGGCCUUCCCGCCGCCGCUGUCGCCCGGGCCGGCCAUGGCGCUCAACAAUUUCCUUUUCGCUCAGUGCGCCUGCUACUUCUUGGCCUUCCUGUUCAGCUUCGUGGUGGUGAUCCCGCUGUCCGAGAACGGCCACGACUUCCGCGGCCGCUGCCUGCUCUUCACCGAGGGCAUGUGGCUGAGCGCCAACCUCACGGUGCAGGAGCGCGAGCGCUUCACGGUGCAGGAGUGGGGCCCGCCGGCCGCCUGCCGCUUCAGCCUGCUCGCCAGCCUCCUGUCUCUGCUGCUGGCCGCCGCGCACGCCUGGCGCACGCUCUUCUUCCUCUGCAAGGGACACGAGGGCUCCUUCUUCUCCGCCUUCCUGAACCUCCUGGUCAGCGCCUUCGUGGUCUUCCUGGUCUUCAUUGCCAGCACCAUCGUGAGCGUGGGCUUCACCAUGUGGUGCGACACCAUCACCGAGAAGGGCACCGUACCCCACAGCUGUGAAGAGCUCCAGGACAUCGACUUGGAGCUGGGCGUGGACAACUCCGCCUUCUACGAUCAGUUUGCAAUUGCCCAGUUUGGCCUCUGGGCCUCAUGGCUGGCCUGGCUGGCCAUCACCACGCUCGCCUUCCUGAAGGUCUACCACAACUACCGUCAGGAGGACCUGCUGGACAGCCUGAUCCACGAGAAGGAGCUGCUGCUGGCCCGGCCGUCCCCACGCACCUCCUUCCAAGAGGAGAAGAGCGCUGUCAUUUAGGCACAGUGCAGGCAGGGGGAGCUGGCCCCGACCUCCCUGCUGCGCUCGGGGGCACGGGCCUGCCUGGGGAAGCAGCUGGGGGGCUCUGCCUGGGCCCUGGCCACAUGCAGCCCUGCGUGUGUCCCCUCGACACCACGUGUAGUGAGGUGAGCGCCCCAGUGCCCACCUGUGAGCCUAGCAGUGGACUGGGUGGGUGCCGGCUCCCUGAUGAGGAUGGUGCAGAGAGACUAUGGGUGUGGGGCGGGGGCGGGGGGCACCUCCAGGCCUCGCACAGGGCCCCUUGGCUGUCCCAGUAGGACCUGACUGGCCAGCCUAUGUGGAGGGCAUCCAGCUUGUCUCCCCCAACCCUGGCCGGAUGCUGUCUCCAUGCCAGCUGGCCCAGGGGUGGCCAGACGUCACUCAGCCCUGAACGAAUUCUGCAUGAAUUCUGCCAUCCAGGCAGAGGCUGCGUGUGGGGAGGAGCUCACGGCACCUUCCAGCCUCUGGCCCCAGGUUGGCCCCCUCCCCAGCUGAGUCCCCCUCCUGGGUGGGUGCCAUAGGCCUGGGAGACCCUGUGGCCGGGCUCAGGGAGGCUUCUGAGGCCUGUGAGUUUACCUCACUGUGUGUGGGUCCUGUCUGUGCUUGGCUGAGGGUCAGGGAAGUGGUAAUCUGAGCUCCACAGAAUUGGGGGCAUCAUCUGGUUGGGGAUUUCGGGGGCACACGUACCACAUAGAGGACUGGGCCAGGAGCCAUGGCAGGGGUCUGUGUGUGGGUGAGUAUGGGAGGAUGUGAUUGUGAGUGCCUUUGUGCAUGGGAGGGUGUGAUUGUGUAUAUGAGUGCAUGAGAGGAUGUGACUGAGUGUGCAUGUGUGGGUGUGACAGUGCAGGUGUGACUGUGCAUGUGAAGGUGUCACUGAGUGUGCACGAGAGGGUGUGACUGCAUGUGAGAGUGAAUGUGUGACUGCAUGUGCAGGUGUGACUGCAUGGGAGGAUAUGAGUGCAUGAGUGUGCAUGUGAGGGUGUGACUGAGUGUGCAUGUGAGGUGUGACUGCAUAUGAGGGUGUGACUGUGAGUGCAUGUGUGGGUGUGACAGUGCAGGUGUGACUGUGUGCAUGUGAAGGUGUGACUGAGUGCAUGAGAGUGUGACUGCAUGUGAGAGUGAAUGUGUGACUGCACGUGCGAGUGACUGCAUGGGAGGAUGUGAGUGUGCAUGAGUGUGCAUGUGAGGGUGUGACUGCAUAUGAGGGUGUGACUGAGUGCACGUAUGGGUGUGACAGUGCAGGUGUGACUGUGUGCAUGUGCAGGUGUGACUGCAUGAGAGUGUGACUGUGUGCAUGUGAGAGUGAAUGUGUGACUGCCCGUGCGAGUGACUGCAUGGGAGGAUGUGAGUGUGCAUGAGUGUGCAUAUGGGUGUGACUGCAUGUGAGGGUGUGACUGUUGUGCGUGUGAAGGCUUGAUUGUGAGUGUGCCUGGGAGGAUGUGAGUGUGAGGGUGUGACUACCUGUGACAUGACUGUGCAUGUAUGUGAGUGUGAGGAGGAGUGUGUAGGUGUGAGUGUCUAGGCAGGUGUGUCUGCAGUGUGUGCAGCAUGUGCGUAAGUGCAUGUGAAUGUGCGUGUGUUGCAUGUGAGCAUGUGCACGCCUGUGCGUGUGAGCAUUGUGUGCGUGAUGGGAGCC
Molecule: messenger RNA, 2431 nt
Organism: Pan troglodytes (chimpanzee)
Lineage: Eukaryota; Metazoa; Chordata; Mammalia; Primates; Hominidae
Gene: TMEM179
Product: transmembrane protein 179
Exons: 4
Coding region: 76-777 (233 amino acids)
Source: RefSeq, a predicted model, not a curated record